Sordaria macrospora k-hell is the source of this 1383-nucleotide messenger RNA. RefSeq lists its product as uncharacterized. The record is from RefSeq and is a predicted model, not a curated record. Gene Ontology annotation, molecular function: phosphatidate cytidylyltransferase activity. NCBI's taxonomy places the organism in Eukaryota, Fungi, Ascomycota, Sordariomycetes, Sordariales, Sordariaceae. Gene Ontology annotation, cellular component: endoplasmic reticulum membrane.
AUGACAGGCCGGUCUCGUCGCGGGGUCAAAUUCCCCCACAAUGGCCGUCGCAGUAGCAUGAGCGAGGCCAGCGAAGAGAACUCCCCCUCCAAGACCAGGGCUCUUGCGAAUAUCCAAGAAAAACCCAACGGCGCCGGCAACGACCAGCAGCAGCAGCAGCAGCAGCAACAGCAGCAGCAGCUCUCCGACUACGAAAAGAAAAAGGCCAACUUCAUCGAGCGCACCCUAUGGACCUUGAUCAUGAUUGGCGGCUUCUUCGCCGCCCUCUUCAUGGGCCACAUCUACAUCGUCGUCAUCAUCACCGCCGUCCAGAUCAUCUCGUUCAAGGAAGUCAUCGCCAUCUCUAGCGGAGCUAGUCGCGCCCGGGACAUCCAGUCCACCAAGAGCUUGAACUGGUACUGGUUGGCGAUAGCCAUGUACUUCCUCCACGGCGAAAGCGUCAUCUACUACUUCAAGCACAUUGUCAUGGUCGAUAGGGUCCUCCUUCCGCUGGCUACCCACCAUCGCUUCAUCUGCUUCACCCUUUAUGUUGUUGGCUUCGUCUUCUUCGUCAGCACUCUCAAGGGCGGCCACCUCAAGUUCCAGUUCACCCAGUUCGUCUGGGCGCACAUGGCCCUGUUCCUGAUUGUCGGCCAGUCGCACUUUAUUAUGAACAACGUCUUCGACGGCCUAAUCUGGUUCUUCCUCCCCGCGGCCCUCGUCAUCACCAACGACAUCUUCGCCUAUAUCUGCGGCAUCACCUUUGGCCGCACCCAGCUGAUCAAGCUGUCUCCCAAGAAGACGGUCGAGGGUUUCCUGGGCGCCUGGGUCAUGACCGUUCUCUUCGGCAUCUUCCUCACUCAUAUCCUGAUGCGCUCCCGCUUCUUCAUCUGCCCCGCCAACGACCUUGGCGCCAACAUCUUUACCGGUCUGGACUGCGAGCCCAACCCGGUGUUCAUCCCCAAGACCUGGACCACGCCCGAGCUGCUGUUCUUCCCACCCAACACGCACUUCAGCAUCACCAUGGCGCCCAUGCAGAUCCACACCUUCUUCUGGGCCACGUUCGCUUCGCUCAUUGCGCCGUUCGGUGGCUUCUUUGCUUCGGGUCUCAAGCGCACGUUCAAGAUCAAGGACUUUGGCCACUCGAUCCCGGGCCAUGGAGGUAUUACCGAUCGCAUGGACUGCCAAUUCAUCAUGGGCUUCUUCGCCUACAUCUACUACCAUACGUUCAUUGCGCAGUCCAAGGUCGAUUUCGACGAGGUGUUGGAGAUUGUUGCGACUCGGUUGACCAUCGACGACCAUAAGAAGCUGUUGCUGUUCAUCGCCAAGUAUCUCGUUAACCACAACGCUAUCGAUCCUUCGAUUGUUAACAUUGUGGAAAAGUCCUUGACUGCCGGCCACUAA